This is a messenger RNA of Durusdinium trenchii, 1155 nucleotides long. NCBI's taxonomy places the organism in Eukaryota, Dinophyceae, Suessiales, Symbiodiniaceae. The record is from the annotation of a GenBank genome assembly.
AUGUCCUUGACUCACGGCGGCCUUCCUAGCCUGCUGCCCGCCAAUGUGCUAGCGGAGCUCAAGCAGACUGCAGAGAAACUUUGCGCACCAGGCAAAGGCUUUUUAGCCUCUGAUGAGAGUGCCGGGCCCUGGCUGCGCGCGGGUCAUGCCGAGGCUGCGAAGAUCCCAGAUGUGAUCGAGAACAGGGCAGCCUACCGAGCCCUAUGCUUCUCCUCACCAGGCUUGAGUGAACACAUUAGCGGGGUGAUUCUCCACUGGGAGACCUUGAUGCAAGAUGAUGCAGACGGCAAGGCCAUGGUGGAUAUCAUCAAAGGGAACGGCAUGAUUCCCGGAAUCAAGGUGGACAAAGGCUACAACAAGAAGGGCAUGUGGGGAACACCAGUCGGUCCUCUUGGGCACCCGGAGGUGGCAACUGUGGGAUUGGAUGAUCUUCAGCAAAGGUGCCAACAGGCUUAUCAGAAGGGUGCCCGCUUUGCCAAGUGGCGCAACGUGCUGCAGCUGGACCCUGCGAAAGGGAUGCCGACAGAGUUGGCAAUCGCAGAUACGGUGCACACCUUAGCCCGCUAUGCCUCGAUUUGCCAGAGCGAACGCUUGGUACCUAUCGUGGAGCCUGAAAUUGUUCCCAAUGGCAAACACGACAUCUAUUACUGCGCCCAGAUGACAGAGAAGGUUUUGGCAGCGCAAUUCAAGGCAUUGGCAGACCACCACAUCUACUUGGAGGGUGCUGUCCUGAAGCCCAACAUGGUCAAGAACGGCUUGGAGGGGCCCAAAGCUAGCGCCGAGACCAUUGCAACCCUGACCUGCCAAACUUUGCUGCGCACAGUUCCUCCUUCCAUGCCAGGCAUUUUUUUCUUGUCCGGUGAGACAGCAUUGAAUGAAGACAACGAAGAAGAAGCAACCAUCAAUUUGAGCACCAUGAACAGUCUUUUUGCCGGCAAGCUGCCUUGGCAUUUGUCAUUCUCUUAUGGCAAAGCUUUGCAGAAGACCUGUAUUGUCACCUGGCUGGGCAAGACUGAGAACAAGGAGGCCGCGCAAAAGGCCCUGAAGGCACGAGCCAACGCGAACUCUGACGCCGUUUUUGGCAAAUACAAGCCAGGCAGCUGCGCUAGUGUCGGCACUGACGGCAAUGUGAUGCAGGCAGCGGGGCCUUACUGA